AUGAGCGAGCAGCAAGAAGAGUCUAUUCAUUCAAGUAGUGUUGACGAAGUUAGCGUGCAACAGUAUGAUGUUGAUAUUACCACGCGAUCUGGGGAUCAGGGAAUGAGUUGUCUCUAUAAUGGAAAGCGUUUCCCUAAAUCUGAUAUCCAUUUUGAAGUGUUGGGGACACUCGACGAAUGUAACAGUUUUAUAGGAUUAUCUCGUGAGUUUAUGACUGACUCAUGUUCUCUUUUGGACAGUUAUUUGGAAAAUGUUCAAUGUUUACUCUUUGAUGUUUGUGCUGCCGUUGCUACUCCACUUAGUCAAUCGAGGGAGCGUCAAGUGAAUAAAACUCAUUUUUCAGAAUCCCAUGUACAAGAGUUGGAAAAGUGGUCCUACUUAUUGGACAGAGAGUUACCAAAGCAAGAUUCGUUCAUUUUGCCUUCAGGAGGCAAAGCGGCAAGUCAUUUGCAUGUCUCGAGAGCAAUUUGCAGAAGAGCCGAGAGAUCGCUGAGCAUGCUUUUGCAGAACAAGGAUGUUAGUACCUCGGUAUAUCAGUUUGUGAAUCGUCUCAGCGAUUUCCUUUAUAUUGCAGCUCGCUACGCAUCAAUGAAAGAGGGGACGGAGCCAAAAAAGUGGCAUAAGUGUGAAUAA
Molecule: messenger RNA, 633 nt
Organism: Blastocystis hominis
Lineage: Eukaryota; Bigyra; Opalinata; Blastocystidae
Exons: 2
Coding region: 1-633 (210 amino acids)
Molecular function (GO): corrinoid adenosyltransferase activity
Source: RefSeq, a predicted model, not a curated record